Molecule: messenger RNA, 3414 nt
Organism: Drepanopeziza brunnea f. sp. 'multigermtubi' MB_m1
Lineage: Eukaryota; Fungi; Ascomycota; Leotiomycetes; Helotiales; Drepanopezizaceae
Biological process (GO): mismatch repair; mitotic recombination
Cellular component (GO): nucleus
Molecular function (GO): ATP binding; ATP-dependent DNA damage sensor activity; mismatched DNA binding
Source: RefSeq, a predicted model, not a curated record
AUGGCGAAGCUAUCCUCAACACCGACUUCAUCUCAAGGAAAACAAACAGCCAUCUCGAGUUUCUUCUCGCGAAAAGCCCCUAACGCGUCCCAACCGGCACAGACCCAAAGCUCGCCACCACCGGAAAAAGACGGCAACCUAUACGACGCCGAUUCUGGGGAGGAUGGCGAGCCUGUUGUGGCGCAUAGAAGGACUUCGUCCAAGAGGCCUCUGGCAGACGUGUCGAACGAAACCAAUCAGAGCGUAGAGCCGCUGGCGAAGAAGAAGAAGGGCGACGAGGAAGAAGGAAGCAGUGCUUUCUUUGCGGCCCCUAAAUCUGCAAAUUCCAAAGCUACCACAGCAUCUACGAAGGCGAUCAUCUCUCCGCGGACCGUGAAAUUCGUGUACACAGGCUCAAGUCAAAUUGUCAGCAGCGAACCCACAAUUCCCGAAGUUGAGGAGGACGUAGUGGACGAGGCUGAGAAAGCGAGAAAGGUGGAAUUGCACAAGCAGUGGGUGAAGAAGAUUGGAGGGUUGAAGAUUAGUCGGCAAAAUGAGGAACCUUCGGUAGUCACCGAGGGCGACGAAGAUGAUGGCGAGGAAGAGGAAGAAGCACCACCUCCCAAGACCAAGAAAAAAGGAGCCAAGACAGGGAAAUUGACUCCUUUGGAACUACAAUUCUUGGAAAUCAAGCGGAAACAGAUGGACACCGUGCUGAUUGUGGAAGUGGGCUACAAGUUCAAAUUUUUUGGGGAAGAUGCAAGGACUGCAGCAAAGGUGCUGAGUAUCGUGUGCAUACCAGGAAAAUUCAGAUAUGAUGAGCACCCUUCCGAAGCCCACUUGGACCGAUUCGCAUCUGCUAGUAUACCCGUCCAUAGAUUGUCAGUACACGCGAAGAGAUUGGUCGGCGCGGGUCUGAAGGUUGGAGUUGUCAGACAGAUCGAGACAGCAGCACUAAAGAAGGCUGGAGAUAACAGGAAUGCACCCUUCACUCGGAAGCUGACAAAUGUCUAUACGAAAGGCACAUAUGUAGACGAUAUCGAUGGUCUGGACCAGGAAACAGAAGGAGCCGCUCCUGCUACUGGGUACUUGUUGUGCAUCACAGAGUCCAAAGCCAAAGGAUGGGGUACAGAUGAGAAAGUGGAUGUGGGAAUUCUAGCUGUACAGCCAGCGACGGGUGAUAUUAUCUACGACACAUUCGAGGACGGCUUCAUGCGAAGUGAGCUAGAGACGAGACUGUUGCACAUCGCGCCCUGCGAAUUCUUGCUUGUUGGAGAGUUGACCAAGGCCACGGACAAGCUAAUAAAGCACUUAUCGGGGAGCAGCACCAACCAAUCUGGCGAUACAAUUCGUGUGGAGCGGGUCAAGCAGGGCAAGACCAUGGUUGCUGAAUCCCACUCGCAUGUCACACAGUUCUACGCAGAUAAACUUAAGGCUCAAGAGAAUGAAAGCGAAAAAGACCGCGAGCAAAGCCUUCUUGAUAAGGUGCUCAAGCUUCCUGAGCAAGUCACUCUCUGUCUCUCGGCCAUGAUCAUCCACAUGACCGAAUAUGGCCUUGAACACGUUUUCGACCUCACGAAGUACUUCCAGUCUUUCAGCACUCGGUCUCACAUGCUCCUGAAUGGUAACACCUUGACGAGUUUGGAGGUAUACCAAAACCAGACGGACUAUUCCGAGAAAGGGAGCCUGUUUUGGACUCUCGAUAAGACGAAGACUCGCUUCGGACGAAGACUCCUUAGAAAAUGGGUUGGUCAUCCAUUGCUUGACCAGACUCAACUCGAAGACCGAGUCUCGGCAGUAGAAGAGCUGAAAGACGGCCACCAGACCCCAAAGGUCGACAAAUUACAAGCUCUGCUUCGGAAUAUCAAAAUCGAUCUCGAGCGCAGCUUGAUUAGGAUAUACUACGGCAAGUGUACAAGACCUGAGCUCCUCACGGCACUCCAAACUCUGCAGCGGAUAUCAAACGAGUACUCCUACGUCCGUGGCCCUGCUGAUGCCCCUUUCAAAUCGGCCUUGAUCAAUAAUGCCAUCGCCUCCUUACCAGCUAUCGGAGAAACAGUGAUUGCCUUCCUGGAUAUGAUCAGUGCAGAGGCAGCUCGCAAGGACGACAAAUACGCUUUCUUCCACGAAGACCACGAGACGGAAGACAUCACAGACCAUAAACUCGGCAUCGCAGCCGUGGAGCAAGAACUCGAUGCCCACCGUGAAGUCGCGACCGAUACCCUUCACCAACGCAAAAAGAUAAUAUACAGUACCGUAGCAGGUAUCGAGUACCUCAUCGAAGUGCCCAACCAAGACCUCAAGCGCGUACCAGCAUCGUGGACGAAAGUCUCGGGUACUAAGAAGGCGUCGCGCUUCCACACCCCAGAUGUAAUCCGCAUGCUGCGAGAAAGGGACCAACACAAAGAAUCCCUCUCCGCCGCCUGCGAAACCGCAUUCCACACCCUCCUCUCCUCGAUAUCAGCGCACUACGGCCCCCUCCGAGACGCCAUCUCAGGCCUCAGCACCCUCGACUGUCUCCUGUCCCUCGCCACCGUCGCCGCCUUCCCGGGCUACACAAAACCCACAUUCGUCUCCUCACCGGACACCCGGAUUUCCAUCCAAGGAGGCCGCCACCCCAUGGUCGAGCAGCUGCUCCCCUCAACCUACAUCCCCAACUCGACCACUCUCUCCAACGCCCCCUCCCCGUCCACAGACCCCCGCGCCAUCCUGAUCACAGGGCCCAACAUGGGCGGCAAAUCCUCCUACGUCCGCCAGGUCGCCCUCAUCUGCCUUCUCGCCCAACUCGGCUCCUUCGUGCCCGCAGACUCCGCCACCCUCUCCCUGCUCGACGGCAUCUACACCCGCAUGGGCGCCUACGACUCGCUCUUCACCAACCAGUCCACCUUCCAGGUCGAGCUGUCAGAGACCUCCAGCAUCCUGAAAUCGGCCACGCCCAAGUCGCUGGUGAUCCUCGACGAGCUCGGCCGCGGGACGAGUACCCACGACGGCGUGGCCAUAGCCGGUGCGGUGCUGGAUCAUGUGGUCAGGGAGACGAGGUGUCUGUGUUUGUUUAUUACGCAUUAUCAGAGCUUGGCGAGUGUGGCGAGAAGUUUCGAUGGGGAGUUGAGGAAUGUGCACAUGAAGUUUAGUGCUGCGAAGAAAGGGAGUGGGGUAGAAAUUGGCGAGGGGGGAGGAGACGGCGAGGAGGAAAUUACUUUUCUGUAUGAGGUGGGUGCAGGGGUGGCGCAUAGGAGUUAUGGGUUGAAUGUGGCCCGCUUAGCAAACGUCCCAAAGGCCGUGUUGGACAUGGCUGCGACAAAGUCUCAUGAAUUGGAGAUGGAAGUGAAACAAAAGAAGUUGAGGAGCGUUUCGAAAAUGAUAGUUGAUGUAAUGUCUGCUUCUAAAGCUCAAGUUGACCUAGAGCAACUUGUAAUGUCUAUGGAGGAGCUAUGA